GUGUUGAAUAGAAUAGAGAUACAUAGUAAAACAGAAUGUCAGAGAGAACGAAAGAGGAGAAGAGAAGAUUCUCUUUCCAUUACUGUUCACGAACAUGGCCGGCAAGGUAGAUGUCCAAGCUAACGUUACUGGCGGAGGUCCUUCGUCGCAGGCCGGCGCUGUACGAUGGGGCAUCGCGAUGGCUCUUCGUAGUUUUGUGGACGCUGAACAGAUUUCUCGUAUGCGCAUAGCUGGUUUGCUGUCUCGCGAUUAUCGUCGAAGAGAGCGCAAGAAGCCUGGACAAGCCGGAGCUCGCCGAAAAUAUACAUGGAAAAAGCGCUAAACAUGCAUCAAAGAAGAUUUACAUUUCGAGGAUGCUUAAAAAUAUGUUUUUUCCAAUAGUACCCAACAUUUUCUAAUGCAUGUAAUGUAUGUAUUCGAUAUAAAAGCUCAGAUAGCGCAACUACUUAUGACUCUAGUUUCAAAUUUUCCAACACAAUGAUCUAAAAUUAUACGACAAUAUAUUUAUUCAGUAAGAAAACAAUGACUGAUGGGAUUGCUUACCAUCCGUUUUAUUACCAUCAUAGC
Anopheles cruzii is the source of this 567-nucleotide messenger RNA. RefSeq names its product 28S ribosomal protein S9, mitochondrial (gene mRpS9). The record is from RefSeq and is a predicted model, not a curated record. The transcript has 3 exons. The coding region runs from base 95 to 322 and encodes 75 amino acids. NCBI's taxonomy places the organism in Eukaryota, Metazoa, Arthropoda, Insecta, Diptera, Culicidae. Gene Ontology annotation, molecular function: structural constituent of ribosome; RNA binding. Gene Ontology annotation, cellular component: mitochondrial small ribosomal subunit; ribosome. Gene Ontology annotation, biological process: translation.